GGCCAUCUGUACACCGUGCCCGUCCGCGAGCAGGGCAACAUCUACAAGCCCAACAACAGGGCCAUGGCGGACGACGUGGGCGAGAAGCCGCUGUACGACGCGCACACCAAGGAGAUCGACCUGGUCAACCGCGACCCCAAGCACCUGAACGACGACGUGGUCAAGAUUGACUUUGAAGAUGUGAUUGCAGAACCGGAAGGCACACACAGUUUUGACGGCAUCUGGAAGGCCAGCUUUACCACCUUCACUGUGACGAAAUACUGGUUUUACCGCUUGCUCUCCACCCUCUUUGGCAUCCCAAUGGCACUCAUCUGGGGCAUUUACUUUGCCAUUCUCUCUUUCCUGCACAUCUGGGCAGUUGUGCCCUGCAUUAAGAGCUUCCUAAUUGAGAUUCAGUGCAUCAGCCGUGUCUAUUCCAUCUACGUGCACACCUUCUGUGACCCACUCUUUGAAGCUGUUGGCAAAAUAUUCAGCAGUAUCCGCAUCAAUAUGCAGAAAGAAAUAUAAAUGACAUUUCCAGGAUAGAAGUAUUCCUGAUUUUUUCCCUUUUAAUUUUCUUGGUGCCAAUUCUGAGUUUCGAGUUGCUAGUUCAGCAACAGUUCAUGAAUGAUUUAUCUUGGUUCAGAACAAAGAAAUCACUUUCUCAGUUUUCAUAACUAUUAUUUGUCUCUUCUAAGCUCUUUCAUCUAUUUUUUGGUGGUCUGAAUUUUUUAAAGCCAUUCCAGUUUUUUCUUAUUUUUUGAUUUGCAUGUGGAUCAUUGUUUUACUGGUUGAGAUAUGAGCAUACAGUUGAAAGAUCAUUUGGGAGAAAUAUGAAAAACUUAGGAGGAGAAAAAAGAAAACCAGUCACCUCAACUGCCUACUCUAAAAUGUUGAUCAUUCUAUAGGAAGUGAAGAUUCCAGGCUACAGCCAUGGUGGUAUAGGUCGGUGGGAAGAUUGUAAGCAAACAUUUUCCCCACCAUCUGAGGUGUUAGUGACCUGCUGUCAUUUUCCUUCAUAACCCAACAGGAUCCAGUGAUCCUUCUGAAGUUAGAAAGCAUAAUCUUCUGCAUUUACAAUAUCCCACUAAUGCCUUACUCUUCUUAAAAUUUUAACCUAUGAUAUUUCCUGUAGUAUUUGUUAUAUAGGCAAUGAGACAUAAGUGCCUUCCCGUUUUUCACAUGUGCCUUUUCAAACCAGGUCUAACUCAUCAACUUUCUUUAAGUGAGUAGCUUCCUCGAAGACCAGAAUUAGGACCCCAUUACCUAACUCUCUGCACUUGUUUCUGACUCUGAGACGCAGAAUCUGGUGAAGCUCACGUCUACGACCCAUCAUGUAGUAUCUUUACCCAUGCUGAUUAUGGUCAACAUCAGCCCAAUGAAAUGAAUUAAAGUGCACAAACGGGGCUGACGGGCCGGGCCCUCUCUGGGCUGGCGGGAGUGGAAGCCAACUUUUCCUGCCUCUCAGCGCAAUGAGGUCAGCGUGUCUAUUCAGCUUCGUUUAUUUUCAAGAAUGAUCAAGCUCUCCUGAAUCCGAACUAAUCCAUCACAGGGGUGGUUCAGUGGCUCGACAUUGUGUUCCCUUUCCGGGUGAUCCGUGGGCCUCCGGGGAAAGGCUGUCAGAAUGAAAGCCAUUGUGUGAGGCUGUCAGAGCUGCUGCGAACGUGACCCCUUCCAAGUGGAGCGCUUGCAGCCAUCUGUUACGCGGACACUUGGCCCCUCCCACCGCCAGGAGCCUUGGAGCUAAUCCCGCCCUCCUUUGCUCAGAGGAAUGGGGAGGAGGCGGUAGUAAAAUGUUGAAGAAUUUUGCUGGAAUAAGUUCAAGUUUUUCCGGAUUCAAACUGAGGAAUUUCACCUGUAAACCUGAGUCUACAGAAAGCUGCGUGGCACAUCCAAAAGUUUUUCAGCCCUCUUGCUCGUAUUGCGGGUGUGCCCCUGGGAACUUUUUUAACCUCCGGUUAUGCUUUUAUUUUUAUUUUCAUACCCUUGCCGGAACUCUGCUUCUUUUUUUGCCUCCUCUGGUUCUCCUGACACUUUACCGACCUGUUACUUACUUUGUUUGCAUUUUAAACAGACACUGGUAUGGACAUAGUUUUACUUCUAAACUGUGUUCAUAACCGAAAAGUACACUAUACUCCAUGCUGUGUAAGUGGAAAGAUAUUCUUAUCUUUAUGUUAAAAAUCACUUGGGAAAUGACUCUGAUUCAGUCUGUAAACUGUGUACCCCAAGAUAUGUCUGUUCUCCCUAGAUGCUUAGUUUCUCAUGCAAAUCAACUGCUGGUCCAAAGAUCGCUGAAGUUUUAUAUGCUUACUGAUAUAUUUUACACUUUUUUAUCUGCAUGUCCUAAAAAGGUUAUAAAUCUGCACAAUAAAAAUGUUUAACAGUUAA
Molecule: messenger RNA, 2367 nt
Organism: Chinchilla lanigera (long-tailed chinchilla)
Lineage: Eukaryota; Metazoa; Chordata; Mammalia; Rodentia; Chinchillidae
Gene: Cav1
Product: caveolin 1, caveolae protein, 22kDa
Biological process (GO): negative regulation of protein tyrosine kinase activity; negative regulation of endothelial cell proliferation; caveola assembly
Cellular component (GO): cytoplasmic vesicle; caveola; Golgi apparatus
Molecular function (GO): molecular adaptor activity; transmembrane transporter binding; protein kinase binding
Source: RefSeq, a predicted model, not a curated record